This is a messenger RNA of Triticum dicoccoides, 2977 nucleotides long. RefSeq lists its product as uncharacterized. NCBI's taxonomy places the organism in Eukaryota, Viridiplantae, Streptophyta, Magnoliopsida, Poales, Poaceae. The coding region runs from base 619 to 2667 and encodes 682 amino acids. The transcript is spliced from 5 exons. The record is from RefSeq and is a predicted model, not a curated record.
UCCCUCCCUCCCUCCCCCACUCGCGUCCCGGCCGCCUCCUUUCUUUAAUCAAAAAAUUCUUCCCGAAUUCUCAUCCAUCCCCACUAAUUCCACCGGUGAUCCCUUUCCCUAAUGCUAACGAUGAGCAGUCGCCGCGACUUCUCCACGCCUAACCCCUCUCCUCCCUUCCGCGCUUCUUCUUCCUCUCCUUCUCCUUCCUGGCGUUCCGUACUGAUUUGGUCGUCGCGCCUGGGUUCGAUUUGACCGCCCCCACCACCUGUCGUAUCCACCCGUGCAGCCGCUCGGGCUGUUCGUUUCUUGGUUCCUCGCUCAUCGGUUUUCUUGCGCUGGUUUAGGGAUUAUCGGGAGCAAUACUUGUCCAGUUCUGCACUCUGCGUACCAUGUGAACAAGUUUGAAGGUAGGGCCAUAGCUGGACUGCCGUGGAGCACAAUGAUCUUUACUAAGAUGCCACAUUGGGGAUUUUCAAAUAUAUAGAAAAGACAAGCUGAAGAAAAUCGACAUAGAUUUGUGACGGCCAAUACUGGUUAUGGAAGGUGCAUUAAUCAGAAGAAUUUGAGUCAAAGCGAGACAAUGACCAAAAUCAUGCUUUAACCGGACUUCACAGAGCCUUUACUGCUAUGGAGAUUUCAUCAAAUGAACCAUCAGAAGUAGAAAAUAUAAUUGGACAUGAAGAUGAUACAGAAUUAACACCUUGCGAAGGUAUGGAAUUUGAGUCUGAAGAUGCUGCAAGGGAAUUUUACAGCUUGUAUGCAAGACAUGCAGGUUUUCGAAUUCGGAUUAGCAGGUAUACCCGCUCCAGACGUGAUAAUUCAAUCAUUUCUCGUCGUAUUGUAUGCUCAAAGGAGGGAUUUCAUGAAACGCGUAACUGUGAAGGCCUCCACCCUGACCAAAAACAGCAAGAGCGGACAGGUACUAGAGUUGGUUGCAAGGCUAUGAUAAUGAUAAAAAAAUUUGGUCCUGGCAAAUGGGUAGUUACUAAAUUUGUAAAAACCCAUAAUCAUGGAUCAGUUCCACCAAGAAAACUUGAUAUUAGGUCAGCACAUCAGGAUCUUAAUCCAAUUGAAAAGCCACAUUCUACUGAGGUAAACCCUGUUGACGAGCCGGUUGAGGGUAUGGAGUUUGAUUCUGAAGAAGCCGCAAAAUUGUUCUAUAUAAAUUAUGCGAGGCUAAAUGGUUUUCGUGCACGUAUUAGCAGGUAUUGCCGUUCAAGGCGUGAUAAUUCAAUCAUUUCUCGUCAGAUUGUGUGCUCCAAAGAAGGCUUCCGUGAAGUUCGAGCCAAGAAAGAGAUCACAGACGAAGGAAAAACGAAGCGCCCAAGAAUGAUAACUAGAGUUGGUUGCAAAGCUAUGAUUGUAGUGAAAAAGAUGAACUCUGGAAAAUGGAUGGUGUCUAAAUUUGAGAAGGAGCAUAAUCAUUCGUUAUUAUCUUCUAAACAGGCCCCUAGUACAUCGAACAUUACUUCUGGAGAAAAUGCUGAAUCUGCUGCAAAGAGUUCAGAUCCUGAUGAAGCGAAGGUUGAGGAAUAUAGUGCAGGGAUUCAAUGUAAUUCUACAGAUUCACUCACUGUACUUUACAACAAAUUAUGUCAGGAGGCUAUAAAAUUUGCAAAAGAGGGAUCAGUCACAGAAGAAAUUUACCAUGUGGCGAUGUCUGCCUUGAAGGAGGCGGCAGAGAAGGUUGCUCAAGUCAAAAGUUGUCAUCCAAUAAUGCCGCACCGUGGAGUUUCUGGUAGUGAAAGUAAACAUAAGGUCGUACAGAUGAAAACUAUGAGUGCUUCGCAAUGUUCAGAUGUGGCCAAACAGAAAACAAUACCUUCGCAGCUCACGAUGUUUCAAGAGUCUACCUCCAAACUAAUGUUCAUUCCUACCAACCUGUUGACUGAUUCAGGCUUAGCUAAUUCUGAUAACAAUCAUCCUUCAUCAUGUGCUUUCACCUCAAGUGGGAGACAAGGCAGGCAUGGAUCAGAAUGUUCUUAUUUGCAUGCUGAGAACAGAAAGGAGGGCUGUCCUGAGAAAUAUCAGAAUAGCACUUCGAGUCGGGCAACACAGGGAAAUCAUUCAACCUACCAUGGACAUUCUGAAGAAACUACAGUUGCUAUUCCUGCUAUACCUCUGACGCUAUACAUGCCUUUGUCGAGGAAUUCACCUGGAGCUUCUGCUGAUGGACAGUACAAAUUGUUGGCAGCACCUAUCGAAGCAGUUCCAAUUUCAUACCGCCCUGCAGAACCCAUUAGACAACCAAAAAGAAGUUUUUGUAAUUUAGGUCCAUUGCCAGGUGUUAUGUCUGAACUGACCAGGCGAGAAAAAGGUCCACACCCUCUUGUGCAUGCUACAGCUCUUGCUUGUGGUGCUCGUGUUGUUCCUGUUGAGGAAGCAGCUUCGCUGAUCAAGGCCAUCGAGUCCAAGAUCAGAUCUGGAGGGGCCAAAAUAGCAAGAUUACCUUCAAGCAGGCUGACACGUCUAGUUCCUGAGGCGGUCUCCAUGUCAUCGUCUAGUGAAGAUGGUGAGGAGAAUGACCACAGUGAGCCACCGGCGGUGAAUGUCGAAGGCUACUGCCAUGAUGAUCAGAUAUCUGAGGAAAUGAAGUUGCAAGGUGAGGCAUCAGAGUUGGAAACUGAUUCUGAGAAUUGUUCUGGGCAUGAAAACCAUGAUACUGCUGAUUGCUGACAGAUGAUUGCUGAAGGAUGAAAGUUGUCUGAAGAUGUAAUUUUCUGAACCAUAAAGCUGUAUGAAGAUCGAAGCUACCCUGCAAGCUAGUAAAUUUAUACUAUAGUUUAGAACAUUUGUGUAUAAUUGGAUUUAGGAUUCUAACCACUUGUCUUAUGUCGAUUAUAGACUGUAAUUGGGUUAACUCAAAUAGUUAACUCCAUUGAAGGGUUUUGUAAAAAAGAGAACCGCCCUUGCAGUGUUGGUGGAUAAUCUGUACAUGAACUACUUUUACGGAAAGCAAAGAUAAAGGCAUUCAUACUUCAACUGA